AUUCGAAAGACCAAGGCGAAAGCACGUCGAUGGCUGUCAUGGUGCAACAGUGCCUAAGCGUGCCUCUGGGUGACGCUUUGCCGGACGAUGUACAUGCCGUGUCCGUGUCCAUGCCAGAAUGGCGGCACGUCGAGCUGUAUGAACAAGGUUGUCCGGAGCUACAUGCGUCGUUGCGGUCGGGGUACCCUCGGUUCGUGUACCAUGCCUACGUGAAGGCCGUGAAUGAGUGGUGCUGGGAGAAGUACGUCAAAGACCCGAGCAAGCUCGCGUACGUGCUACCCACACAUGCUGUGGCCAAGCGAUGUGAAGCGUUCCUUCUGGCCACGUUUCCCGGUCCGAUCCCGCUGAUCGAUCUCCACAUCUCCGGCGCGUUUGCGAUUGUCGUGCCCGUCGAAGCCGUCCGAUACUUCAAAUCGUUCUGGCAACACAGCGGAGAAAUCCUAUCGUCCCGCAUGGCGCUGCAUAUCCUUCAGUUCAAGGACCAAACCAGUCCUGGACGAGCAGCCAAAGCCAUGGACGGGACGGCCGCGCACGCGGCACUAAGAGACCGUGUCGCAUCCUUAUACCCCCUCGUCACACCGCGCGACGUGUUCUUGUACCCGUGCGGCAUGGCGGCCAUCUUCGCCGCGUUCCGUGUGGUGCAAAAGCUCAAGACCAGUCAGGCCCAAGUUGUGCUGUUUGGGUUUCCAUACCUCGACACAUUAAAAAUGAUGCGGCGGACAGAGUGGAGCUCGGGGGACGUGCUAUUUUACCCCAACGGCAGCGACGCCGAUUUGCAAGAACUCGAAAAAUUGGACUCGAUUGCUGCGAUUUUCACGGAAUUUCCUACCAAUCCGUUGCUCCACAGCGCAGACUUGAAGCGCCUGGCAGACAUUGCACACCGACACAACACCGUCCUUGUCGUGGACGAUACCAUUGGCUCGUAUAACGUUCAGGUCUUGGAAGCAGGCGUCGAUUUGGUGGCUACCAGCUUGACCAAGAUCUUUACUGGGGCGGGCACUGCCAUGGGCGGGUCGCUGGUGGUCAACCCUGCGAGUCACUGGCACACAUCUCUGCUCGCAGAGUACGCGGCCGACAGCUUUAUCUUUGAAGACGAUUGUGUCGAAAUCCUCGAUGCGUCCACGGACGUCCGAGACCGCAUUGAACGAGUGAACGCGUCGGCGUCGGUGAUUGCGAGUCGCUUUGCCGCCCACCCCCAAGUGCAGACGGUGUACUACCCCAAGAUGAUUGACACGGCCCAGUAUAGCGCCAACUUGACACACCACGACGCCACGACGGACGCGUUUGGCCCGCUCAUGUCGGUGGUGCUCCAUGGCGGCGAGUCCACCGCGAAAGCAUUUUACAAUGCGCUCGGGUUUGCAAAGGGACCGAGUCUCGGUACCAACUUUACCUUGUCGUGCCCGUAUACGCUGCUGGCGCAUUACGAUGAGCUGGAUUACGUCGAAUCGUGCGGUGUGGACCGCAACUUGAUUCGCAUUUCCAUCGGUCUCGAACACGUUGAGGAGAUCUGGGGCCACAUGGACGUGGCGCUGCGGGCGGCCGCCGAAGCCGCCGACGACGCACGACCGGUGGUUGAGUAAAUGGCCCACUCACUACCAGCGGUAGCAAGAAGGAACAUGAUGCUGCAUCCAGCGGACAUAUCCCACGCACAAGCCGGCCAUUCAAUUGGCAUUGCCCGUGAAUACCUCUGCUCGAUGCGCUCCCCCUUCUUUGUACUACGUACUAGUAGGAGUUGAGCCGAGUAACCCAAAUACUCAUAGACAAAUCAUAGGACGAUUACACUACUGUAUUCUUGCGGGUUUUCAAGUGACUGUGAAUUACUGGUACAGUAUUACGCGAAUUAACUAACAGUAAAAACUGACAGCAAAUACC
This is a messenger RNA of Aphanomyces astaci, 1872 nucleotides long. RefSeq lists its product as hypothetical. The transcript is spliced from 4 exons. NCBI's taxonomy places the organism in Eukaryota, Oomycota, Saprolegniomycetes, Saprolegniales, Verrucalvaceae. Bases 30 to 1580 code for a protein of 516 amino acids. Gene Ontology annotation, biological process: transsulfuration. Gene Ontology annotation, molecular function: cystathionine gamma-synthase activity; pyridoxal phosphate binding. The record is from RefSeq and is a predicted model, not a curated record.